Alnus glutinosa is the source of this 1313-nucleotide messenger RNA. RefSeq names its product probable voltage-gated potassium channel subunit beta. NCBI's taxonomy places the organism in Eukaryota, Viridiplantae, Streptophyta, Magnoliopsida, Fagales, Betulaceae. The transcript has 4 exons. The record is from RefSeq and is a predicted model, not a curated record. The coding region runs from base 126 to 1112 and encodes 328 amino acids.
CUCAAAAGACAACAUAGUCAUUAGACUCAUUACGCUUAUUUCCCACCACAAAGGGAAGUCAGUCAGAGACUCCCAAACGCUCCUUUCUCUCGCUUGCUCCGCUGGAAAAACCAGGCAAAACGAAAAUGCAGUACAAGAACCUGGGGCGAUCGGGCCUGAAGGUGAGCCAGCUCUCCUACGGGGCGUGGGUGAGCUUCGGGAACCAGCUGGACGUGAAGGAGGCGAAGUCGCUGUUGCAGUGCUGCCGAGAUCACGGCGUCAACUUCUUCGACAACGCCGAGGUCUACGCCAAUGGCCGAGCCGAGGAGAUCAUGGGUCAGGCCAUUCGGGAGCUGGGCUGGAAGCGCUCUGACAUUGUCAUCUCCACCAAGAUCUUCUGGGGCGGCCCGGGGCCCAACGACAAGGGCCUCUCCAGGAAGCACAUCGUGGAGGGCACCAAGGCCUCGCUCAAGCGCCUCGACACGGACUACGUCGACGUCAUCUACUGCCACCGCCCGGACUCGUCCACGCCUAUCGAGGAGACGGUCAGGGCCAUGAACUACGUGAUCGACAAGGGCUGGGCCUUCUACUGGGGCACCAGCGAAUGGUCCGCCCAGCAGAUCACUGAGGCUUGGGGCGUCGCCGACCGCUUAGACUUGGUCGGCCCCAUCGUCGAGCAGCCUGAGUAUAAUAUGCUAACCAGGCAAAAGGUUGAGACUGAGUUCCUUCCUCUGUACAGCAACUAUGGCCUGGGUCUUACCACUUGGAGCCCACUUGCAUCGGGAGUGCUUACUGGAAAAUACAACAAGAAAGUUAUACCGGCUGAUAGCCGGUUUGCAUUGGACAAUUACAAAAAUCUUGCUAAUCGGUCGUUGGUUGAUGACGUGCUUAAAAAAGUUGAAGGACUGAAGCCAAUCGCAGAUGAACUUGGUGUGCCAUUAUCUCAACUAGCAAUUGCGUGGUGUGCUGCAAAUCCUAAUGUCUCUUCUGUGAUUACUGGAGCAACGAAGGAAUCUCAGAUUCAAGAGAACAUGAAAGCUGUUGAUGUCAUCCCACUACUGACUCCUGCUGUGAUGGAGAAGAUUGAGGCUGUUGUUCAAAGCAAGCCAAAGCGUCCAGAUUCAUAUAGGUGAAACAAAUUACUUGUCAGCUCCUCUGUAUUCUUCUGCGCAUGUGGUGGUAAGAGUACAUACUUAAUUCCAAUGAGCUGGAAUGCCUUGCCUGAUGCUUAGUCAUCUCUUGUUUCUCUGAACCAUUUGUGGGAUUUAAUUUGUACCUGGUCCUUUUUUAUUUUUUAUUUUCCUUAUAUUUAUGAGAUUUUAUAUUUACCUCAA